AUGCCAAAUGGUGAAGAUUUUAGACCUGAAAUUGAUAUGGCAAACCCAGGUUUCAAAGUGGGUUUAAAUAAGGGGAGUAAAAAUAUACAUGCCACUGCUAGCUGGUUGGCUGAAAGAUAUUCUGGGCAGUUAAGGCUCAAUCCAAAUUGGAUUGCUUCUUCUUUUGCAGAGCAAGUUCACCAAUACUAUGGUUACAGACCAUCUAGAGCACCUGUGUACAGAGCAAGAACCAUGACAGUUGACAUUGUAGAGGGAUCUUACAGUAAACAAUAUGAAGUAUUGUGGGAUUAUUGCCAUGAAUUAAGAACGAGAAAUGUGGGAAGUACAGUGAUCAUUAAAUUUCAAAUGGAAGGCGAUAAGCCACGGUUUCAGAGGAUUUACAUCUGUCUUGCAGCAUGCAAGAAGGGGUUUUUAGAUGGUUGUAGGCAUGUGGUUUGCUUAGAUGGGUGUCAUGUCCAAGGGCCUCACCUUGGGCAAGUGCUUUUUGCAGUGGGAGUUGAUGCAAACAACGGAAUGUUUCUACUUGCCUAUGCAUAUGUAGAGAUUGAGAGUAAUUCAACGUGGCUGUGGUUUUUAAAAUUAUUGAGUGGUGAUAUGAAUAUUAGGAAUAACCAUGGUUAUGUAUUUAUGACUGACAAGCAAAAAGGUUUAAUAGAUGUUGUGGAUGAUCUAUUCCCUCAUGCAGAGCAUAUACAUUGUUUGAAACAUCUGUAUAGAAACUUCUAUUUGGAGUAUGGAGGUCUUGCUUUGAAACAUCAAAUGGAAGCAAUUACUCGGGCCACAACAAUGCCAUGGUUUAAUGCAGAGAUGAGAAAGAUGUUGGAGUUGUCUAAACGUGCACAUGAUUGGCCUGCAGAGAAAGAUCCUAGGCAUUUGAGUAGGGCAUAUUUCAAGAGUGAUUCCAAGUGUGACAUGCUUAUGAACAACCUAUGUGAGGCAUUCAACCGUAGCAUAAUGGAUGCCAACAUGUUUUGA
Messenger RNA from Prunus armeniaca (apricot), 975 nucleotides. NCBI's taxonomy places the organism in Eukaryota, Viridiplantae, Streptophyta, Magnoliopsida, Rosales, Rosaceae. The record is from the annotation of a GenBank genome assembly.